Messenger RNA from Sparassis crispa, 225 nucleotides. RefSeq lists its product as hypothetical. The record is from RefSeq and is a predicted model, not a curated record. NCBI's taxonomy places the organism in Eukaryota, Fungi, Basidiomycota, Agaricomycetes, Polyporales, Sparassidaceae. Bases 1 to 225 code for a protein of 74 amino acids. The transcript has a single exon.
AUGGAGGAAGACGAUGACGCACCUGAUUGGGCGUUACCACCAUUACUCCUAACUUCGUCCAACUUCUCUCCGGUCCGAACCAUCGGGACCCCUCCGUGGGAGAACGAGCCACCGCAGGAGACAUUCGGGGCGGACGAAGACGAGGAGUCGGAUAAGCGGGAACCGCUGCUCCUCUUCAUACCACUUCUCGAUCCCCUAGACCUCGAGAUCGUGGGCCUACCGUGA